CAGCUAUCCAUAAAGUAAACUAUUCCCUCUUAUCUCUCCCUCCACACCUUAUAUAUAGAGAGAGACACCCACUAGAUCUCAUGCACCAUUCAGCAACUCAGAUCCUCUAAGAUUAUAAGAUUGCAGAGCAAAGAAUACUAUCUACUAGCUAGUUAGCUUACUCAACAGCCAAACAUGACGAUUACAGAGAUGAGAGUACACAUGGACUGUGCAGGAUGCGAAAGCAAGAUCAGGAAGGCAUUAAAGAAACUAGAAGGAGUGGAUGAGGUGGAUGUGGACAUGGGAAUGCAGAAGGUGACUGUCACAGGAUGGGCAGACCAGAAGAAGGUGCUGAAGACAGUGAGGAAGACAGGAAGGAGGGCAGAGCUGUGGCUCUUUCCCUACAACCCGGAGUACCAGGGCUACACCCAACACAACUACUAUCAACAGCAUAAUCAACAUCAGGGCAGCUACCCGGUUACCUACUAUGCCCCUCAGCCUGCUUCAUCAUACAACUAUUACAAGCAUGGCUAUGAUGGCCCUUCUCAUGGUUACUACCACCGUCCUUCUCACUCUACCAUCUUGGAUGAACGCGCCGGUGCUAUGUUCAGUGAUGAAAACCCUAAUGCUUGCUCUAUCAUGUGAUCUACCUCAUAACAAGGCUAGGUCACCUUUAAUUACAUUAUGCCAUAUAAGUGGGCCAAAUUUUUCAGGCUCCUUUUUUCUUUCGGUUUGGGAAUAUUUGCUAAUUUUUUGGGGCUUCUUUUUGUUGAUAGUUACAAUCAUUUUUGUGUGAUUUGAGCUUCGCACAGUAGUGAAGUAUGUAAGAUAUAUGAUCCUUAUAUCGAACAAUAUAUUGAUAUUUUGGGUU
This is a messenger RNA of Macadamia integrifolia, 850 nucleotides long. RefSeq names its product heavy metal-associated isoprenylated plant protein 28-like. Bases 175 to 624 code for a protein of 149 amino acids. NCBI's taxonomy places the organism in Eukaryota, Viridiplantae, Streptophyta, Magnoliopsida, Proteales, Proteaceae. Gene Ontology annotation, molecular function: metal ion binding. The record is from RefSeq and is a predicted model, not a curated record. The transcript is spliced from 2 exons.